Phragmites australis (common reed) is the source of this 1827-nucleotide messenger RNA. RefSeq names its product DDT domain-containing protein DDR4-like. Gene Ontology annotation, cellular component: RSF complex. The transcript has 11 exons. The record is from RefSeq and is a predicted model, not a curated record. Gene Ontology annotation, biological process: regulation of DNA-templated transcription. The coding region runs from base 34 to 1560 and encodes 508 amino acids. NCBI's taxonomy places the organism in Eukaryota, Viridiplantae, Streptophyta, Magnoliopsida, Poales, Poaceae.
ACAAAAAUUUCUCCCCUUCCCGCCCCUUCCCCUAUGGCCUCCCCGGCGAAGCGAGCGAAGCCCUCGUCGCCGGCGAAAGAGGAUGCUGCGGCCUCCGAGGACCCUGUCGUCCUCCUCCGCCGACGAUGGGAGCUGGCCUCCGUCCUCCACUUUCUCAGGGUCUUCGAGCCGGUGAUCAAGGGGGAGCUGGGGCUCUCGGCGGAGGAGAUCGAGAUGGCGCUCGUCUCGAAUAACCGUGACCUCGCUCGCAUCCACAUUGCCCUUUUGAAGGGAAUACCACCAGUUAACAAAAGUCUCAAGGUUGAGGAUGGAUGGAUCAUAGUAUCUGCCAAGAAGCUAUCAGAUUGGUGGUCGUGGGUUGCUGAAGGAGCAAACCCAUUGAGAAGCAAUCAAGGGAAGGAAGUUGAGACGUAUAAGCAGCAAGAUCCAAUCAAACGAUUGUUAAUACUUAAAGCGCUCUGUGAAGUUCGAUCUGAGCAAGAUGAUGUGGUAUGGUAUGUUAAUAAUGAAAUGAAGAAAGGAAAUGAUAUUUCCAACUUCCGAAAAGAAAAGCUAGGGAGUGGUAGUAAUGGGACUAUAUACUGGUAUGAUGGAGAUUCAACUAUUGGCCAUAGAUUAUACACAGAAUAUGUAACGAUUGAUUUUAAGCGGAACUGGAAGGGAAAGGGUGGCCGUUUGACAACACCAGUUAUCAAUAUUCACUGGGAAACGGUUGCAACUAACCUCGAUGAGUUUCUUGAGAUAUCAGAGAAGUUAUGCAGAAAGGGUCGGCCCGAAUCUGCUAUUGCGGAGUAUCUUAAGAUGGAAAUUGUUCCAGCUGUGGAGAAGCUUGAAAAGAAAAGAGAGAGGAACUUAAAACGUCAGCAGAAGAAGGACGAGCUUUUAGCUUUUGCUACCAGUUGCCAAACUCGUUCAUUGCGAGAACGUAGGCGUGUCAGCUACACUUAUUCUGAUUAUGAUCGUUCAAUUAAUGAGGCAAUAAGAGUUGCAUCGAAAGCAAAAGAAUAUGAUUCACCUGAGGCAGGAACGAAAGAGAAGCGUGCUUCACAUCAAGGAGAUAAAGGAGCCAAUGGAAGAUCUGACAUCAAUUCGGAGCACAACAAAGAUGGCCAGGAGGAUGCCAAUUACCUAAGUGACCUGAGCUCUGAUGAUGAUGAAGACAGAGACUACAGUGACAAGGAUGGCAGCUCCGUGGACAGUGCUGGAGACAAUAAUGCUUAUGAUCCCCACAAGAGCGAAUCGGAAGAGGAGGAGGUGUUUGUAACACAUAAGAGAACUCGUCUUGCUGCCCGUAUGCUAAAUGACAAGCCUCGGCAAGGGCUUCGUCGGAGUCAAAGAAAUGUGAAAAAUAAUGAAGACACUUUGCUUCCAGGUCAGCUUACCCCUCAAGCAAUGACAAAGAAAACACUGAGGCAAAGGCCCACACCCGUCUCCAAGCAGCCUGACAUUACUUUGUCAGUCUCUGAAGAUGAUCUUGCACUGACCGUUGCAGACUCUGAGGCUGAAUCUGAAGAUGAUCUUGCACUGACCGUUGAAGACUCUGAGGAUGAAUCUGAGUAAUCUUAGUUGAGGGUAUAUACUGUUUUUUUGCAUUCUGCAUUCUGGAAGUUGGUGAAUUCGAUAGGUUUAGGCCAUCAUCCGCUUCCACUUGUACCAGCUAGGGGAAAUCAGACUCAGACAGCACCAGCAUUUUCCCCAUUGCUGAGUUAUCUUCAAAGUCAUGGCGAGGCCUCUGCCCCAUUUAUCCCCUUCUGUGGUGAAUGUACAUAUGCGUCUAGACUGCGACGCAUCACCACAGAUGCCACCCACAAUCGAGUUAUGAAUACU